Messenger RNA from Merops nubicus (carmine bee-eater), 515 nucleotides. Its product is annotated as DCN1-like protein 2. The record is from RefSeq and is a predicted model, not a curated record. The annotation marks the transcript as partial. Gene Ontology annotation, cellular component: ubiquitin ligase complex. Gene Ontology annotation, biological process: protein neddylation; positive regulation of ubiquitin-protein transferase activity. Gene Ontology annotation, molecular function: ubiquitin-like protein binding; ubiquitin conjugating enzyme binding; cullin family protein binding. The transcript has 3 exons. NCBI's taxonomy places the organism in Eukaryota, Metazoa, Chordata, Aves, Coraciiformes, Meropidae.
UAAGCUUAAAUCGUCUCAGAAGGACAAGGUCCGACAGUUUAUGGCCUUUACCCAGGCUGGGGAAAGGACUGCUAUCUACUGCUUGAUGCAGAAUGAAUGGAAACUAGAAGUGGCAACAGACAACUACUUCCAGAAUCCAGACUUGUACUACAAAGAAUCCAUGAAAAAUUCAGUAGACAGGAAGAAAUUAGAGCAGUUGUAUAAUCGAUACAAAGACCCCCAAGAUGAAAAUAAAAUUGGCAUCGAUGGGAUUCAACAGUUCUGUGAUGAUUUAAACCUGGACCCAGCCAGUAUCAGUGUUCUGGUUGUGGCUUGGAAGUUUAGGGCAGCUACUCAAUGUGAAUUCAGUAAAAAGGAAUUUGUUGAUGGCAUGACAGAGUUGGGGUGUGACACCACAGAAAAACUAAAAGCCUUAUUGCCAAGACUGGAACAAGAGCUAAAGGAUCCAACCAAGUUCAAAGAUUUUUAUCAGUUUACUUUUAACUUUGCUAAAAACCCUGGACAAAAAGGUCUAG